Rhea pennata is the source of this 450-nucleotide messenger RNA. It is a transcript of the gene NHLH2, whose product is annotated as nescient helix-loop-helix 2. The transcript has a single exon. Bases 1 to 450 code for a protein of 149 amino acids. Gene Ontology annotation, biological process: regulation of transcription by RNA polymerase II. The record is from RefSeq and is a predicted model, not a curated record. NCBI's taxonomy places the organism in Eukaryota, Metazoa, Chordata, Aves, Rheiformes, Rheidae. Gene Ontology annotation, molecular function: protein dimerization activity; DNA-binding transcription factor activity, RNA polymerase II-specific; RNA polymerase II cis-regulatory region sequence-specific DNA binding.
AUGAUGCUUAGCCCGGACCAAGCUGCCGACUCCGACCACCCCUCCUCGGCGCCCUCGGACCCGGAGUCCCUGGGCGGCGCGGACGCCCAGGCGCUGAGCUGCUGCGUCUCCGACCCGGAGCCCGCCGAGGGCGGCGGCGGCGGCGGCGGCGGCAGCGAGGGCCGGGGCGGCGGCGGCGGCGGCGGGGAGGGCCGGGGCGGGGGCCGGCCCGGGCUGCACCCGCCGCCGCUGAGCCGCGAGGAGAAGCGGCGGCGGCGGCGCGCCACGGCCAAGUACCGCUCGGCGCACGCCACGCGCGAGCGGAUCCGCGUGGAGGCCUUCAACCUGGCCUUCGCCGAGCUGCGCAAGCUGCUGCCCACGCUGCCGCCCGACAAGAAGCUCUCCAAGAUCGAGAUCCUGCGCCUCGCCAUCUGCUACAUCUCCUAUCUCAACCACGUGCUGGACGUCUAG